This is a messenger RNA of Cucumis melo (muskmelon), 627 nucleotides long. RefSeq lists its product as uncharacterized. The record is from RefSeq and is a predicted model, not a curated record. The transcript is spliced from 2 exons. NCBI's taxonomy places the organism in Eukaryota, Viridiplantae, Streptophyta, Magnoliopsida, Cucurbitales, Cucurbitaceae. The coding region runs from base 1 to 627 and encodes 208 amino acids.
AUGGCUUGGUAUCUGCACAUAGGAUGCAUCCAAGUAGCCAUAAAACCGCUCUUUAAGACAGGAUUGGAUGUACCAAUCUAUGUUGCCUUAAGAGACAAAAGGCACCUGAACUUUUCUAGUUCUUUACUAGGAAUUGUUCAAUCAAACCUCGACAAUGGUCCAGUCUACUUCACUUGUAAGCCUGGAUUUACAAUUGCUCUUCAAGAUAAGAACAUUUACGACGUUUUAUGUCUGGAUGUUCGAGCAAAAGGAUUACGGUUGAAAAAUGGAACUUACCCGUUCUCAGUAAUGUAUAUCCUAUAUUACAAAAUGAUGUACACCAAUGCUUCUCCCAAAGCUUUAGGUGUAUCUCCAAAAAAUUACACCAUGCUAAUGAAAGUUAAUCUAGAACGAUCUUCCAUGAUGGUCCCCAAGCUCUUAGACUGGAGCGAGUUAACUCGCAAUCCGAUCUGGUCAAUCGAGCAUGCAACUAUCCCUAGAACUAGGCAAAGCAGUACGACUCAAAUAACCGAAUAUGAUGAUGGGCAUGUCGAAGUCCAAUUUCAAGAAGAAUCCCAUCAGCCUCCAAUAAGAGAAAUAUACAGUGGAUGGUCUAGUGUUUCAGAAUACCGACCAACCACUAGGUAA